CACAUGAUUUAAGUUCUUACAGCUACAGAAAAGGAAAUCAACUCAAAUCAAUCGAACUCGGGUUGAGUUCCGCGUUUUCCAGCGAAACUGCAGCAAAGAAGUGUGACACAUUACAGGGCAAAUCACAUAUGAUUCAUGUCGGAUAAAGGCCAGCAAGGAAGCAUCUUCGACAUGGAGGCGGCUCGACAGGAGAAAACCCUGAAGGCAGCUGUAAGAAAUGACGAGGAGUCCUGAAUUGUUGGAGAAGCGGCAGAUGAGCUUAUAAGGGGUCCCCGAGGUGGUGAGAUGGAGCAAGCGUACAGUGAACUGUACCAGCAGUUUCUACAACUGAGGUCACUUUGCCUGAGACAGGCAGCUCUGUUACAUCAACUCACAACAACUCUGCAGAAACAGCAAGGUGCUAUCGUUCCAAAUGGAGAGCUGAGUGAUAUGAUGUCCAUCCCUGUCCAGUGUACCCAAGAAAUCCCUUUCUAUCUCCAUGAAAAGCCUCAACAACUAACAGCCACAGGACAGAACCCUGCAGCACAGCUUGACUGUCUCUCUGGAAAUGUGGGGACUUUCUCUGAUCUCCUCACCAAAGAUAUGUCCAAGCUCUGUGUGGAAGUGCCUCAUCAGAGAAAGGAAGAUGGGAAGUUGGAGCAAAAGGUCGGACCCCUGUUAAGUCAGGACUCCUCGCGGUGGCAAGGGGCUUCUGCCAAUGCCUCAAAAAAUCUGUUGCAAGCAGAUAAUCAUGGUGGAGACAGGACAAUGCACACAGUGAGGAUGUCUGCGGCAGCCAGUCCCUCCCUGGUCAGUGACUUCCCGAGUCAGCCAGGUGGAUUGCUGAUAUCAGACGUGGCGCUGCAGUCUCAUGUUUGUGAAUUCUGCCAGGCGGUUUUCCCUGGAGACACAACCACCAGAGGAGAGUUCCUACGACAUCUUUGCACCCACGUCACCUAAACUACUGAUCCAUGCUUUCCUCCUCACAUAUGGGUUAUGUAUUCACAUGCAGGUUAUAAGACAGUUUACUUGAUAUUUGGAAACAUUCAGAGGGAGCAUUUCCUCAGUAGAAAGCAUUGUUAACCUAACCCAACCUCAGGCUCAGAAAGAGCAAAUUACACAGAAGCUAUAUACAUGGCCAGAUACUACUAGAUAAUGUUUUGUUGUUCAGAUAACUACUAGCUGCUUCACAUUAACAUGAAUUAUUGUCCAUAUAGUCUCCAUUAUAUUUUUAGUUUCAACUUUCAACCACUACAUAUUUGCUUCAUGCACACUGAUCGUGAGCCUACCCAGAUGCUUUAAUGUAGCCCAUGAUACUACCAGGAAAUACAAUAUUUUUGUAUUGUAUUUGUAUGUUGGUGACUAUAAGUCCCGGACAACAAAAACACCGCAAUAUGAGAUCAAUAGAGAACACAUGUUUGAAGAGCAAGAACCUGAUGGACUGCACGGCACUAAUAUAAAACUAUGUUUAUGGGGAAUAAAUCUUUAAAAUAAAUAAGGUAAUUUGUGAUGUUAAAACAAAUUAUCUUUCAAUCUAGUUUUAUUUCUAGGGCCAGAAGGACAAAAAUCCUCUGCCGCAUUUAUUUGGGUGGACCUGUUGUGUGCUAUCGAUUAAUUAAUAAGAUGGCUAAUAAUGCUAGUUAUGCGCAGUGAGACACAAUGUUGUGUUUAUGAUCUUAAGUAACUGCUUGGAAAGAUAAAAAUAAAGAUAAUUGUUAAAACUGAAAUAGGUAACUUUUUGGCGGAGCAUCAAGUGCCGUGCCUGUAACAUCAUUCCUGUCUCAUCUUGUUGUUGUUGGUAACUUGUUAUGAAAUGGGUAACUGACCAGUGAAUAUUAAACCUUUAUGUAACUCUAACUCUGUUUGCCUUGGUUUUAGAUGCAAAUGUCAGCACAUUUAGUGUUAAUGCUGUAUGUUAUAAAGAAAAUCUAUUCUCUCUAAUCUAUUUCUGAAUGAAUGAUGAUCAUGACACUGUGGGUCUUGGCUGAUCCCUGCAUUUCACUGUGAACAGAGUUACUUCUGCUUUAAAUAUGGCACAAUUUAAAGGAUCAAGCUUGGAUAACAAUAUUAAUGAAUUAAAUCUGAUUAUGUCUAUAAAAUUAAAAACA
This is a messenger RNA of Micropterus salmoides (largemouth bass), 2087 nucleotides long. RefSeq lists its product as uncharacterized. The coding region runs from base 286 to 939 and encodes 217 amino acids. NCBI's taxonomy places the organism in Eukaryota, Metazoa, Chordata, Actinopteri, Centrarchiformes, Centrarchidae. The record is from RefSeq and is a predicted model, not a curated record. The transcript is spliced from 5 exons.